AGUUUUUAGUUAGCGGCCAAUUGACUCCCAUUCACUCAUUGAAGGAGAGCUCUCCUUGUCCAAGAAUCGCCCAGAAGGCACCGCGCUGUCCAUUGACGUAGCAUGGGCAACGUGCACAAUGGUCGUUAAUACGAUUUCAAUGGAGUUUCCUAGCUCUUAAAAAGUAUCUCUGGUGUUAUACACCACUGUUGGAUGAGAGCGUUUUGUGAUUCUCGCAGUGCAGCGUGGGAUAGCGGAGGCGCAACCGACCGAGAGAAAUGGAUGUGUUUCUGAUGAUCCGGCGUCACAAGACGACCAUCUUCACUGAUGCCAAAGAGUCCACUACGGUCUACGAGCUGAAGCGCAUAGUGGAGGGUAUCCUAAAGAGGGCACCGGAGGAACAGAGGUUGUACAAGGAUGACAUGUUGCUGGAGGAUAGUAAGACUCUUGGAGACUGUGGCUUCACAAAUCAGACAGCCAGACCUCAGGCCCCAGGGACUGUUGGAUUAGCUUUCCGUCUCGGUGAUGAUGCAUUUGAGCAGCUGAGGGUUGAGCCCUUCUCCAGCCCCCCAGAGCUUCCUGAUGUCAUGAAGCCUCAGGACUCUGGCAGCACAGCCAAUGAGCAGGCUGUGCAGUGAAGGAAGCAGGGAGGGGGGGCGGGGGGGGUCUGGGAAGUGGUGCUUUGGAUUAGGUAGGCUGGCUUUACAGACUGCUUUAGGGUAACAUGCGAGUGUACCGGUGAGAUCUUUAACUUUGCAGGAAGAACAUGAAUUCUCUCUCACACAGAGUAUUUUCAUGUUAUUCCUGAACUAGCCUCACGCAUGUUUAGAUUCACUCACAAGAUCCCUCAACAAACAUUUCUAAUUUGUCAGGCCACUGUCAGUAAGGGGGUUGGGGGAAAAAUGAAAAGUACCUCCUAAUUUAAUUCAUACUAGGCUUUUGGAGGGUGUAGCCUGUGUUUUGGCUUGGUGGGGAUUUGAGAAGGGAGUGGCUAUUACAUUUUUAGAAUGCCCUCUUGCUGAUUGCUUUUUUUUCUUUAUUCAAUAUUAAUAUUACAAUUUAGCGUUUUUUUUAAUUACUCCUUGGUGGUAGUAUGUGGAGCAACAAACGGUUUGUGAGUUUGUUAUUAGCUUAUCUAGAUAACAUACGCAUGAAUGGAUCUAUAAUAAACACACAAACAUGUUGAUGCCAUGACAUAAAAUGUAUAGCAGAACACAUGUACUUGCACACACGGAUGGACACACACACAGAAUGGUGUGAAGAUUUACAAUCGUCAGUUUUUAUUUCAGUGUAAAGGUAUUAAGCUUUCCCACUAUCUGGUUUUUGUUUGCUUGUUUCUUUACCUUUGAACCUUUGCACUGGAGUUCCUGUGUAAUUUUCUCCCCUUGAUUCUCUAUACAAAACUGUACCAAUUUGACCCCCCCCCCCCCCCCUCCCUCUUUUUUUUGGGCUGAAGUGUAAAAGGAAACCUUCAGGGGAAAGAGACAGGCAGGAAUCACUAAUCUUUUGUGAUAAACAAGCAUGAAGGUACAAAUUACUGGUGUUGAAUUGAAAUAGGUGUAAACUCUCAAUUAGAUUCAACAACCUGACUAGGGUGGUUGUCAUGCCCUUUUUUUUAAGAUAUGAUGGAAAUGGUUCACCAACAAGCUCUUUUAAAACAGGACUUUAUGAAACAAGCAACACCUGUAAUUGUCUUGAGUUGACAUUAAAAAAAAAAAAACAUUUUCUUUGUCACCUCCUGUGUGGUAUAUUGCUAAUGGACUCUGUGAAAGAUGUUGUGCCAUUCACUUUACUUGGUAUUUGUCAUUCAUAUGGUGAAAUAAAAUCAGUUCAGUGAAAUUUGAA
Molecule: messenger RNA, 1824 nt
Organism: Oncorhynchus mykiss (rainbow trout)
Lineage: Eukaryota; Metazoa; Chordata; Actinopteri; Salmoniformes; Salmonidae
Product: elongin-B
Biological process (GO): transcription elongation by RNA polymerase II
Cellular component (GO): VCB complex; elongin complex
Molecular function (GO): protein binding
Source: RefSeq, a predicted model, not a curated record